AUGGGUCGAGAAAGCGGGUACGUUUUUUCAGCAGAUCCUUCGGACGGGUCGAAGAAGAAGGGAGCCGGGUCGUGGAACUGGAUUCUCAUGCAAUCUUCGGGUCAGGAUAUCAUAUUGGAGGUUGAUAAAUACGCGAUCAUGCACCGCGUGAAGAUACACGCGCGUGACCUUCGCAUCCUUGACCCCGUCUUGUCCUAUCCUUCUACCAUCCUCGGCCGUGAGAGAGCCAUUGUCCUCAAUCUAGAGCAUAUCAAGGCUAUCAUUACAGCUGAAGAGGUGUUGCUUCGCGAUCCAUCAGAUGAUAAUAUUGCUCCUGUUGUGGAGGAACUUCGACGACGAUUAAAACCAGUAAAUGAUAAACAGGAGGAUAAUGAAGAUGGCAAGGACUUGGCAGUGCAGCCUGAUGCUGAAACGGGUGAAGAAGAUGACUCUCCAUUUGAGUUUCGGGCACUCGAGAUUAGUAGCCGUAACUUAGAUCGAGUUCGUAAGUUGAAGAGUCAAAUGACUAGGUUGACUGCUCGCGUGCAAAAGGUGAGGGAUGAGCUAGAACAACUUUUGGAUGACGAUGAUGAUAUGGCAGACCUUUACUUGUCUAGAAAAUUGGCUGGUACAUCAUCACCUGUAAGUGGCUCGGCUGCUGCCAGUUGGUUCCUAGCAUCUCCUACAAUUGGCUCAAAGAUAUCUAGAGCCACUAGGGCAAGUAUAGCAACUAUUCGCGGAGAUGAUAAUGAUGUAGAGGAUCUUGGAAUGUUACUUGAGUAUAACGUCCGCAUGAAGUACCAAAUUGAUGGCACACUGAACAAACUAACCACGCUACGUGAAUAUGUUGACAAUACAGAAGAUUAUAUCAACAUUCAGCUUGACAAUCAUCGGAAUCAGCUCAUUCAGUUGGAGCUUAUACUCAGCUCCGGAACUGUAUGUAUGUCGAUUUUUGCUUUGGUGACUGGCAUAUUUGGUGUGAACAUUCCUUAUACUUGGAACAACGGUCACGGAUACAUGUUUAAAUGGGUGAUCAUUGUCACGGGGACCUGUUGCGCAAUCCUUUUUCUUCUUAUUGUUUUUUAUGCUCGCCUCAAAGGGCUUAUUGGAUCCUGA
Molecule: messenger RNA, 1095 nt
Organism: Fraxinus pennsylvanica
Lineage: Eukaryota; Viridiplantae; Streptophyta; Magnoliopsida; Lamiales; Oleaceae
Source: the annotation of a GenBank genome assembly